Molecule: messenger RNA, 498 nt
Organism: Anolis sagrei ordinatus
Lineage: Eukaryota; Metazoa; Chordata; Lepidosauria; Squamata; Anolidae
Source: RefSeq, a predicted model, not a curated record
AUGACCACCACGACCAUGUUCAAGGUGAUGGACCCCAGCGGACAGAGCAGCUCCAGGGUUCUUUGCCCAGGGUUCUUGGAGCCAAUUGGUGGUGGCUCCAAUUUUAACUUGGGAUUUGAUUUACCAAAGGAUCAACAAAGAGGCAGAAAGAACAAGAUGGCAUCCAGUAUCUUUGGGACCCCAGAAGAGAAUCCACCUUCCUGGGCCCAGUCAACAGAAUCCAAGCCCAGUGAUGCCAAUGAAAGUUCUGAACCUCUUGGGCUGCAGAGAAGGAACUCUUUUGAUGCAAGCUUUGGUGACUGCAUGGGCCCAAAGGACAAGGAAGGAGAGGCUCCUGAAAACACAGAGGUCGAAACAGACUUUGCUUCAGACCCAAGUGAAGAGAUGUUCCCGCUGGCGUCACCCAUGCCUAGCCCAGUAGCUGCAUUGCCUGUACCAUCUAGAAGAAAUCCACCUGGUGGAAAGUCCAGCUUAGUCCUUGGUUAAACCUGAUCACUU